AUGGCUAUUCUCUACGACCUCGGAAUUCGUCUCGUCGCGUUGACGUCGGUGGCCUUCAUAGGAGCCGUGGUGUAUAGCUACAUCAAAAUGCUGAUGUUGCGGCCCAAACUCCCUCCAGGACCCUUUCCAUUGCCCAUAAUUGGGAACAUGCACUUAUUGAAGUCGUCUAAGCCCUGGCUGCAGUUCGACAAAUGGAGCCAGGAGAAUGGUGAAGGUCUCCUGACAAUUUGGAUUGGCCGCUUUCCUAUCAUUAUUUGCAAUGAUGCUUGGUCGGCCUCGGAACUCAUGGAAAAGAGAUCACAUAUGUACUCCUCCCGACCACGAUACGUUAUAUUCGGGGACGUCACUGGCCAGCAGCACUGUAACCAAGUCUUCAUGCCUCACAAUGACCACUGGCGUCUCCAGCGAAAGAUCAUGCAUACCGCGGUAGGCUCCCAGGCAUUGAAACCCUACAAGAGUUUCCAAGAAGACGAAGGCAAGGUUCUCAUGAGGGAACUUUUGGACAGCCCAAAGGAUUUCGCACUCUACUUCGAGCGAUAUGCCUGCUCACUUGUAUCAAUUCUGGGCUAUGGGAGACGGAUUGACUCGAAAGACGACUACAUGCUCCGAUUCGCCGUGUCCAUGAUGGAUGGGAUUACCAUGAUGCAGGUUCCCGGACUAUACUGGCUCGAGGCCAUUCCCGAACUGCAGUAUCUACCCUCUUGGAUUUACGCCCUGCCCAACAGGCUUCGAAAACGCAGCCAGGCCGUCGCUAAAUACUGGUGGGGACUUGUGUCGGAGGGUGCACAGGCACGAGAAAACAACUUUGCCAAAACGCUCGUCAGGUCCAAGGAAGAGCAAGGUCUAACAGAGCUGGACAUUGCUGAGAUGAUCGCUAAUACCAUCGGCGGAGGGCUCGACACAACGUCGAGCACCUUGCACACUCUCGUUCUGGGACUUUGUGUCUUCCCCGAGGCUCAGAAAAAAGCUCACGAGGAACUCGACCGUGUGGUUGGACAAGAUCGUUCGCCCACCUGGGACGACCUCGACCAACUUCCAUAUUGUGCGGCUGUCCUUAAAGAAGCUAUGCGAUGGCGAAGUGUUACGGCUAUGGGAGGGUUUGCUCACUGUCCCGAGAGGGAUGAUGAAUACCGUGGAUACCAUUUCCCUGCCGGCAUCGCUGUCUUCGGCAAUCUCUGGGGCAUCCACCGAAAUCCCAAAGACUUCCCAGAGCCCGACGUGUUCAACCCUGAUCGCUAUUUGAAAGAAAAUCAACGCCAGUACCCGAAUUCACGAGGCCAUAACGCUUUUGGAUGGGGUCGCAGAAGCUGUAGUGGACAACUCUUUGCUGAACAGGGUUUGGCAAUGACUGUUGCACGCAUGCUAUGGUGCUACAAUUUUGAGCCAGGCUUGGAUGAAUUUGGCAACCCUGUCGAGCUAGACAUCUGGAAUUACACCGACAACGAAAACACCCAGCCACGACCCUUCCCCGCGAGAUUCCUUCCGCGUAGUGAGACGAUCAGAGACAUCAUUAUACAGCAAGCUCAGGAAGCCAGACAUCGACACGACCUCCGCGGCCCUCAAAAGAUUGCCUCUGCUUUGGGAAAUGCAUCUUUCGAGCUUGGAGAGGUUAUCGAGUUAGAUAUCCACUACAACGUUCAUCUUGCGGGUGAUAUCGCGUGCAUUUUGCCCGCUUCCACUUUCGCCGUAGACACUCUCGGGGUCAUUGAUCUACCCAAUAAAUUCGAGUUAAAACCACGCAUCUCUUUCUAUGUCGCUCUAUACCUCCUUUUGCCUUUUCCAUCUAGUCAAGCAGCUAGAUCUCUCGCCACGAUGUUUCUGAUCGUAGCUCCUCUGGCAGCGGCCUUAUUCGCACUUGUGCUACAAGGAUAUCGAUACUUCUGGCGAUCUCAGCCAACCGGCACUAGGCAGCUUCCGGGACCUAAAGGCAAACCACUCAUUGGGAGCGCUCAGGAUCUUGGGUCGGACUACUUUUGGAUAAAGUUCCAAGACUGGGCCAAACAAUAUGGGCCGAUCUAUCAGUACAAGGCAUUUGGCAAGGUCAACGUGGUGAUAUCGACGGAGAAGAUUGCCAAUGACCUGCUCAGAGAACGUGGGAAUAUCUACAGUUCGAGAGAACAGUUGACCAUGGGCUCGGAGCUGCUCAGCGACAACAAGAAGGCCUUGUUCCUUCCCUACAACGACACAUGGCGUCGGUAUCGCAAAUUCCAGCAUCAUGUCACCAUGCCUAAAAUGGCCACAUCUUAUCAGCCUCUGCAACUCCAAGAGUCUGCUCGCCUCGUGCACGACCUUGUCCUGAACCCCAAGUGCUAUCAGACGCUUUUUCAACGUUAUGCUGCCGGACUGAUUCUUCGCCUAACUUAUGACCUCCGGAUCGAAUCGGGUGAAGAGGAUGUAGUUCGUCGAGUGUACGAGAAUCAGCUCGCCGUGGAGCGCAUCGCAUCUCCAGGCCAAUAUCUUGUCGACCUAAUCCCGUCGUUGAAGUACCUUCCAGACUGGAUUGCGCCGUUCAAAAGAGAGGCAAAGGCGCAUCGCAAGCGAGAGAUCUCGUUGUUCUGCGGCCUCGUGGACGAUGUCCGAAAAGACGUUGAAAAAGGAAAAGCAGGCCCAAGUUUCACGAAGAGUUGGCUGGAGAAAAAGGAGGAGUACAACCUCUCCGAGCUCGAAGCCAGCUAUAUCCUCGGCGGCCUGUACUCUGCCGGUGCAUCUACUACUGCGUCCGGUGCAAUGAGCUGGGUGUUGUGUAUGGUCUUGUUUCCGGAGUGGUUGAAGAAGGUACAAGAUGAGCUGGACCGCGUCGUGGGCUCGGCACGGCUCCCGACCUUUGACGACCUUCCAGAGCUACCGACAGUAAGAGCCGUUGUGAAGGAGACCUUGCGGUUCAGACCCGUCACCGCUGGUGGUAUUGCCCAUAAAACGACAGCGGACGAUGUCUACCAAGGCUACUUUAUUCCCAAGGGCGCAAUUGUUCAUGGAAAUAUAUGGGCCAUUCACCACGACCCAGAGCUCUAUCCAGAUCCCGAAACCUUCAACCCCGACCGAUGGUUGAACCCAAAGUUCCCGACGUAUCGUGAACCUCUCACACAAUACCCGAAUCUGCAGAACUACUCCGCCUUUGGCUUUGGACGUCGCUUAUGCCCCGGCGCCAAUAUAGCUGAGAGAAGUCUCAAUAUCAUCGUCGCGCGCACAAGCUGGGCGUGUAACAUCAAAAAGGCCGUGGACCCCAAGACUGGCCAAGAGAUCACGCCUCCUUCUUAUGACUGCAAUACCGCCCAGUCUAGAACGGAGAUGCCCUUUUUGCCGCGACAGAAUCGUUUUGUGAUGCAUCGGGAGAAUCUCAGAACUGACGAAGUACAUUCCACAACAGACGUGAAGGCACUCAACACCGAACCUCAUACUUUCCCAUUCGACCUGUCCUGUCGCUCGCCAGAGCGCUGGAGUCUCCUCGAGGAAGAAGCCCGUAAAGCUAGAGAGGAGUUGAGGAUGCCCGCGGACAAGUAA
Fonsecaea monophora is the source of this 3501-nucleotide messenger RNA. RefSeq lists its product as hypothetical. The transcript is spliced from 9 exons. The coding region runs from base 1 to 3501 and encodes 1166 amino acids. Gene Ontology annotation, molecular function: oxidoreductase activity, acting on paired donors, with incorporation or reduction of molecular oxygen; iron ion binding; heme binding. The record is from RefSeq and is a predicted model, not a curated record. NCBI's taxonomy places the organism in Eukaryota, Fungi, Ascomycota, Eurotiomycetes, Chaetothyriales, Herpotrichiellaceae.